UUUUUGUUUUGACAAGGUUGAUACAACUCUAAUAAAUGUUUGACAGUAUGACAUGUACGUGUCUACUAUCUAGUCAUGCUACAUUUGUAAAAAAAAUGUGUUCCUUUUCAUCUCGAUGAUUAUUUUGUUAUGAAAACUAAGAUGACUAACGAAUGGAUUGGAGCUAAUGCUACACGUUAUAAUUGUUUAAAUACAUUUUUUAUCAUUUAAAUGAUUUGGGCUGGGCCGUCUCUCAAAGAGACAAUAGGAGAUCGGUUGCAUAGGAAGUUAUUUUACUUGUUUUGGCAUUUGAGUUACUCUUGUGAGAAGCCGUCUCUCGGUGGGACGAUCUCAAAUAAAAGAGUUCACAUAAUAAUAAUUGUAUUAGUUAGACUAUUUAGUCCAUAUAUAAAGAGUGUCUCAUACAAGACUUUGCGUUCGCGUUUUUAAGUAGUUACGUAUUGUUUAGAUGGUUUUUUUUUAUUUUUUUUAAUAAUAGUUUAAAGGGUUUAUGGUUUUUAUUUAUAUUUAUUUAUUUACAAAUUAUUGUAUGAGACGGUCUCAUCGUGAGACAUGCCCCAUACUUUGAUUAAAUAGCCCAAAGCUUAUGGACUUCUGGUUUUGAUAUCGUCCCACUGUGAGUCUCAUACAAUUUUUUUAUUUUAUUAAAAAAAAAAGGAAAGAAAAGCCCUGUUUGCGCCUCCUUCUUCUUUUCCCAUUUCCCUCUCCCUCAACCGUCACCACUGCCAGCCACGACAACUGCCGUGCGCACCACCCAGCCCUUCUAGCGCUAGCCUCCCUGCUCACGCAUUAACUCCACACGCGCAGUCACAGUGAAACAGAACAAGUAAAUCGUCAUUAAGAAUGCCACAGUUAACACCGCACGGCAUCAAACUUGCCGUGCACAUCAUCGAGACCGACUUCGGCAAGCGUGCCUCUGAAGUAUGCGAAUGUUUACUUAGAAGAGGAACCCUAACAAUGGCGAUGAUUUCUCGAUUCAGUAAACUUUCCAGCGUUAAAGUUAGGGAUUGCCUUUUGAAUUUAAUUCAGCAUAAUUGUAUCCAAGCGUUUGCUCUUGAACAAGAAGGUGGUGCGAGAGAUACUACAUUGGUAGUGACACAGUACAUGGCAUUGUUUGACAACAUCAUUCAUCGCUUGAGAUUUCCAAAGUUCAUGACCAUCGCUUCAAAGGAUUUGGAUAAAGAAAGUUUAGAGAUACUUGAAGGUCUGUUGUAUCAUGGAAGACUCACUUUCACACAAAUUCUGGAUAGAGCUUUGACUAGUUCAAAUGCAGGCAAUCAAGACACUUACCACGAAAAAUUCAUUCAACUUGUUCAUAGCCGCUUUCUGGAACGUUGUCCUAUUGCAGAACCAUUAAUUUCUUUACUCGCAGAGGGAGAAACACCUGCUAAGAAAGGAGGCGGGAGGUCCAAGAUUGUUGUGAAAGAAGUGACCUUGGAAGAACGAGCUUUAGCUGCGGCGAUUCUUAUGGACGCCGAGAGAUUUUCUGUAUCUGAUGAUGGAAGAAAUGAAACUAAAAAGCUUAGAGUCAAAGUGGGAGAAAAGCGGAAGCAGGAUACACGGGAUAAGGAUAUCAUGGAGGAGACAAAAGAAUCCUUAUGGCGAGUAAAUUUUGAUGAAUUUAUAAAUCAUUUAAGGAUAAAGGCCUGCAUUGAUUAUGUGACAACACAAUAUGACAAUGAUACUGCUGUGAUUGUAAAUUCCAUGUUGGAGGGAAUUAAAUGUACGGAGAAUACAGUGUCGUUGUCGUUGAUUUCCUUAAUGGAGGUUAUUAAGAGCAAAGGUCUUACCAUGAGCAUAGAACGUCUUAGAUGUUCUCUUCAACAAUUGGACUUCUGUUCUAAUGAUGCUGAUAUGUACUGCAUUAAUUUGAAGGACACCAUCAAGAAAGCUCAAAUGGAAGAGGUGGAGUCUAUCGUGAAAAACCGAUAUGGAAUAAGCGAGUUCAGGAUGUUCAGGGCUUUAUCAAAUGGUCGUCCCCUGGAUACUAACAAGGGCAAGUGCCAUGCCUUGUGCUGUUAUGCCAUUGUCAACGUUAAAACAAUGCUCAAGUAUCCCGAAAAUGUAUUUUUCUUAAUAAAUUCCUCGCAAUUUUUUUAGUAUGUAAUUAGAUAGUGGAGAUUUAAUGAUACAACUAGAGUUUUUGUUGAGAAAAAUAUUUUAAGAAGUUAAUAGAGUGAAGUUUUAGGGGGCUAUCUAGACGAAGAAGGAAAUUUGUAUUAAUCGAGUAGUUAAAGGAUACAACGCAGUGGAAAGCAAACAAUGCAAUAAUGGGAGUAAAAGAGAAUGUUAUCUUCAUUUAAGAAAAUAUAUGAAUAAUCAAAUUUAAGCAAGUAAAGAAAGCUAAAACUAAGGUGUAAGUAGCAAUUCGUCAGUUCACAAGGAAAAUUUAAGGUCAUUCAAAGAGAUGCUAGACAAAUGAAACUCUAAUUUAUUAGUUCAUGUAAGCCAACCCCAAUUUUUUUGAAAUAAGGUUUUGACAUUGUGUGUAUGUAUUCGUUUUUAAAUUGACUAUUAAGUAAUAAAACAAUUUUAUAAAAAAAAAAACAUAAAGAUGUGGAGAGUAUCACCCUUGAUAUUGUCACGGGACUUUCUUUUCAAAAUUACGUGCAAGUUUAAUACCAAAACUGUCUAGCAAGCAAGCCAAGCAGUUUAUUAGCGAUCAUUUGAGAGCCACUAUUACUUUCAAUGUCCUUGUGUUUACCUUUUGCAAUAUUCUUAAUGUGGAAUUACAAUCAUCAUAUAAGUGAUUUUAUUGUC
This is a messenger RNA of Amaranthus tricolor (Joseph's coat), 2760 nucleotides long. RefSeq lists its product as uncharacterized. The record is from RefSeq and is a predicted model, not a curated record. The coding region runs from base 844 to 2100 and encodes 418 amino acids. Gene Ontology annotation, biological process: DNA-templated transcription. The transcript is spliced from 12 exons. Gene Ontology annotation, cellular component: RNA polymerase III complex. Lineage: Eukaryota; Viridiplantae; Streptophyta; Magnoliopsida; Caryophyllales; Amaranthaceae. Gene Ontology annotation, molecular function: single-stranded DNA binding.